GACGUCGUACUGUAUGGUUCAUUUUGUUUUGGUUCGUGUUGCAUCUGGAUGGACGGAGUGUUUGCUGUUGAAAGGGAAGGGCUCGCGGUCAUAAUUAAUCUAUUCUGCUAGCUUACUGUCACGUUGCCAGAGGCUCUCAAAACUCCGCCUCUAAACUAGUGAUCACCUCCCCUGGUUGAGGAGCGCCUGCCCCUCUACUAUACGCUCCUCCUGUAUCCUGUGGCUAACGAUAUCGUUAGCAGCGAUCUAAAUUCAUCCAUGUCCGCCGAAGAAGGCUUGAGUUCAGCGAUCUCGGACUGGCUCAUCUUCAAUUCCUGGUGGCUGCUUCUGCCAUUCGUCAUGUUAUUGGUCGUCGCCGCAUUCAUCGUCGCCUUCGUACUAUUGCUGUACAUGAUAUCCCCGCUCAUUAGUCCUAAACCUCUCAAAUUAAACGGGGCCCACGUCGUGGUGACUGGCGGCUCCAGCGGAAUCGGAAAGUCCAUCGCGAUGGAGUGCUACCGGCAGGGCGCCUUCAUCACGCUGGUGGCGCGCGAUGAGAGUAAACUGGUUCAAGCCAAGAAAGAGGUUGAAAAGUGUGCUAUAAAUGACAAGCAGGUGGUGCUCUGCAUUUCUGUGGACGUGUCCAAGGACUACAGCCAAGUGGAGAGCGUCAUCAAGCAAGCCCAGGAGAAGCUGGGGCCCGUGGACAUGCUGGUGAACUGUGCCGGGACAUCCGUUUCUGCUAAGUUUGAGGAGGUGGAAGUGGACCGCUUCAGGAGAAUGAUGGAGGUGAACUACCUGGGCAGCGUGUACCCCACCCGCGCCGUCAUCACCACCAUGAAGGAGCGCAGGAUGGGCCGCAUCAUGUUCGUGUCCUCGCAGGCCGGCCAGAUCGGCCUGUUCGGCUACACCGCCUACUCCCCGUCCAAGUUCGCCCUGCGAGGCCUGGCCGAGUCCCUGCAGAUGGAGAUGAAGCCGUAUAACAUUUACGUGACCGUAGCCUAUCCACCAGACACAGACACUCCUGGCUUCGCGGAGGAGAACAAAUCAAAGCCCUUAGAGACGAAGAUGAUCUCGGAGACGUCAGGGAUCUGCCAGCCUGAGCAAGUGGCUAAAAUUGUGGUCAAGGAUGCAGUGCAAGGGAACUUCACCAGUUCUGUGGGGCCCGAUGGCUACAUGCUCUCUGCUCUCACCUGUGGAAUGUCACCUGUCACCUCUAUCACAGAGGGCCUUCAGCAGAUCGUGACGAUGGGUCUCUUCCGCACGAUCGCUCUCUUCUACCUGGGGAGCUUCGACAGCAUCGUGCGCCGCUGCAUGAUCCAGAGGGAGCAGUCCAAGGCUGUGGACAAGAGCGAGUAACCCCCCCCCCCCUUUCUCCCGGCUCGCCCUGUCCCCCACCCCCACCGCCCAAAAUCCCCACCCCACGACCAACACCUCCAUACGAGAGGAGAAUCUAACCCAGCCUCAUCACCCACCCCCCUCCCCCUCCCAGCAAAUCCACACCCCACAGAAAUGAUGUCAGAGAGGGGCAGCAGGUUGAGACAGCAGGGAGGACAUGGUGGUGAUGAUGUCAUCGCAGGGCCACCUGCAUUCCACCUGACGUAGUCCAUCUUUAUCCGUGUUUUAGUUUCUGCCUUCCUCCUACAGGUGUCGAGCCUUCCACAGUCAGGAUUCGCCAUCCCAGAAAACUUCGGUGUUCCUUCACCACUAAAAAAGCCAUGUCUUUAAAAGCCCACUGUUUUGCUCUGGUAUAAGCCUAUAGUGUGUCUGCCUUUUUCGCAUUCCCUGUGUACAGAAACGAGAAGGAUUUCUGCACGCAGAUCAGCGGCAGGCUGAGCUGUGCCGCGCGCGCGUCCCGCUUGCGCUUCUGUGUGUGUUGAGGGCCAGUGCGGUGACGUCCGGUGCGCUAACGUAACUGCUGUGCUGCUGUGCGUUUCGGUUUGGAUGUGUGCGUGUGCUUCAUAGGCGUAACCGGUUCCCCGCUCUGAAAGUAGGGGAGUGUAGAAGCGCGUGUGCGUGUGCCUCUUUCAUCACCAAUUUCACAGGCGUUCAACUUCGAGAAUCCGAAAAUACUGCUUGAUGUCGCUUGCGUAUACAACGUUGACUCUCUCCGCUCCCACGAAAUUCGCCCAAAAAAGCAGGUGCGAGAACGAAUCGACGGUUUGUGGUGGCUGAUUUAAAGAUAAAACGCAGAAGCGGAACUCGAGUUAACGGUAGGACAAAGCAGAAUUUCGCAAAGUGAUUAUUUUGCUU
This is a messenger RNA of Anguilla anguilla (European eel), 2232 nucleotides long. It is a transcript of the gene kdsr, whose product is annotated as 3-ketodihydrosphingosine reductase. Bases 259 to 1338 code for a protein of 359 amino acids. The record is from RefSeq and is a predicted model, not a curated record. Gene Ontology annotation, cellular component: endoplasmic reticulum membrane. Gene Ontology annotation, molecular function: 3-dehydrosphinganine reductase activity. The transcript is spliced from 10 exons. Gene Ontology annotation, biological process: sphingolipid biosynthetic process. Lineage: Eukaryota; Metazoa; Chordata; Actinopteri; Anguilliformes; Anguillidae.